This is a messenger RNA of Dryobates pubescens (Downy woodpecker), 780 nucleotides long. RefSeq lists its product as uncharacterized. The record is from RefSeq and is a predicted model, not a curated record. The transcript has a single exon. NCBI's taxonomy places the organism in Eukaryota, Metazoa, Chordata, Aves, Piciformes, Picidae. The coding region runs from base 1 to 780 and encodes 259 amino acids.
AUGGCGCCACACUUCAAACGCCGGCACUUCCCGUCAUGCCCCGCGCCCCCGACUAAUCAGCGCUCACUGCCGCCGGCGCCAGCCCCUGAUGGAGCCCCGCCUUUUGCUGUGCUCCACCCAAUCCCUGCACCCCGCCCCCGACGGAGCCCCGCCUUUUGCUGUGCUCUACCCAAUCCCUGCACCCCGCCCCCGACGGAGCCCCGCCUUUUGCUGUGCUCUACCCAAUCCCUGCACCCCGCCCCCGACGGAGCCCCGCCUUUUGCUGUGCUCUACCCAAUCCCUGCACCCCGCCCCCGACGGAGCCCCGCCUUUUGCUGUGCUCCACCCAAUCCCUGCACCCCGCCCCCGACGGAGCCCCGCCUUUUGCUGUGCUCUACCCAAUCCCUGCACCCCGCCCCCGACGGAGCCCCGCCUUUUGCUGUGCUCCACCCAAUCCCUGCACCCCGCCCCCGACGGAACCCCGCCUUUUGCUGUGCUCUACCCAGUCCCUACGACCCGCUCCCGACGGAGCCCCGCCUUUUGCUGUGCUCUACCCAAUCCCUGCGCCCCACCCCCGAUGGAGCCCCGCCUUUUGUUGUGGUCUACCCAAUCCCUACGCCCCGCUUUGCCCUUUCCGGUGCGUCCCCGGGGCAUGGCUCCCCGGUUCAGUUCCGCCCCUCCCGGUGGCUGCCUGGAGCACCGCCCCUUCCGAUGCCUUCCCGGAGCCCCGGAGCCCCCCACCUCCCGGAGCAGGCCCGCCCCCGCCCCGCCCCCUCGGUUCUCAAGCGGAGGGUGAUGUAG